Messenger RNA from Penicillium cataractarum, 3321 nucleotides. Its product is annotated as cation-translocating P-type ATPase. The record is from RefSeq and is a predicted model, not a curated record. Bases 1 to 3321 code for a protein of 1106 amino acids. Gene Ontology annotation, molecular function: ATP hydrolysis activity; P-type sodium:potassium-exchanging transporter activity; ATP binding. Gene Ontology annotation, cellular component: membrane. The transcript has a single exon. NCBI's taxonomy places the organism in Eukaryota, Fungi, Ascomycota, Eurotiomycetes, Eurotiales, Aspergillaceae. Gene Ontology annotation, biological process: intracellular potassium ion homeostasis; sodium ion export across plasma membrane; intracellular sodium ion homeostasis.
AUGGAGUCCAAGUCCCCCCACGGCAAGCCCGACGUCAACUUUGAUGUUGAGGCCGAGGGUGAUCAGUCCAGGGAAGAUGGUGAUCGCAUGACGCGCAACGUGCGCAUUACCUUUGAGGAUGCCUCCGCCACCGAUGCCGAAAGCAAUGCCAUUGAAAACAUGCGGUCCAUCUACCAACCCGCCGGCUUCAACCGUACCCAAUCCACUGGCCGCGAUACUAUCCGCAGCACUCGCAGCAGUGGCCAGACUGCCGUCGGAGCCAAUGCAGGCAUUCCAAUCGAAUUCCGCACACUGUCCAUCCAGAUCUCCGAGUCCCAGAACGCACCCAAGCAGGUCGAGGCGGAGACCUCCAAGGAAAAGCUGCCAAACCAGGACUACUUCGAAAGCCUCGACUUCCAUACUUUGACCCAGGACCAGCUAUGUCAACAGUUCAAUGUCGACCCUCGUACAGGUCUCAGCGGCUCGGCUGCCGCUACACGGCUCGCUCGCGAUGGAAAGAACGUGAUCGCCCAGCACCGCGAGAACUACCUCAAGAAGCUCUUCUUUUACGUUUUUGGUGGCUUCUGUUCGAUCCUUUGGGUCGGUGUGAUCAUUUUCUUCAUCUGCUGGAAGCCUCUCAGCAACCCACCCUCGCCUACCAAUCUUGCCAUGGCUAUCUUGGUCAUCAUCGUCAUCGUUCUCCAAGCUACUUUCUCAGCCUUCCAGGAUUGGUCCACGAAACGGGUGAUGAACUCCAUUUUGAAUCUUCUUCCCGCCGAAGCUCUCGUCAUGCGUGAUGAGAAGUUUAUUCGUCUUCCCGCUACCGAGUUGGUGACUGGCGACAUUAUCCAGAUCAACGUUGGCAACAAGGUCCCGGCUGAUAUGCGUCUUCUGAAGACCUCCGGUGACGUUCGCUUUGACCGUGCCAUUCUCACCGGCGAGUCGGAUGAGAUUGACGGUGCUACCGAGGCUACCGAGGCCAACUUUCUGGAGACUCGUAAUAUUGCCCUUAUGGGAACCCUGGUGACCAAUGGCAAUGCAACUGGUGUCGUCGUCCUUACUGGUGCACGAUCGGUUAUGGGCCGCAUCGCGAAAAUGACUGCCGGCGUCAAGCAGAAGCCAACCUUGAUUCAGAAAGAAAUUACUCGCUUCGUUACCAUCAUCAUUGGAUUGACCAUUAUCCUUGCUCUGAUGAUUCUGUUCACCUGGGUGGGAUGGCUCCGCAAGGACCACCCUACUUAUAUGAGCGUGGUGGCGAUGCUGAACAAUGUUAUGGGCUGUGUGGUCGCUUUCAUCCCCGAAGGUGUCCCUGUCGGUGUUGCCUUGACUCUGAUGAUGGUUGCCCGCCGUAUGAAACAGACCAGUAUCCUGCCCAAGGGCCUGGCCACCGUUGAGACUCUUGGCUGUGUCAAUGUGAUCUGCUCGGACAAGACUGGUACCUUGACUCAGAACCGCAUGUUCGUCAAGUCCCUCGGUAUGGUUGAUUGGGAAUUCAGCAUCGACGACCUCGCUGCUGGCCUGGAGGUGUCUCACGGGCUGGCCAACGUUCUGCGUGCCUCGGUUCUUUGCAACGAUGCCACAUUCGAUUCGGAGACUAUGGACCUCCCUUCUUAUGAGCGCACCGUCAAUGGAAACGCCACCGAUGCAGCAGUGCUCCGACUCGCCGAUCAUGUUGGUGCCGCUACGCCCCGGAAUUUGGAGCCAUAUGAGCGCCUUCACCAGAUUCCCUUCAACUCGAAGAACAAGUGGAUGCUGACUAUGCACCGCGAUCCCGCCAACACUUCUCCGGGCUAUCUGAUCUACGUCAAGGGUGCUCCUGAUGUGCUUCUGCCUCGUUGCUCCACUUACUGGUCUGCUGUCCACAACGCUGUUCGUCCCCUCGAUACCGAUGCUCGUGAGAAGUUCUCCUCUUUCCAAGCCAAGCUAUCUCGCCGUGCUGAACGUGUGAUUGUCAUUUGCCAACGCCGCUAUAUUCCUGUUAACGAGGUUGGCUCCAACGGGUUCAGUGAUGAGAUCAUCGAGUCUGGUGUGCAGGACCUGACUGUGCUUGGCAUCUUUGGUAUCAUUGAUCCCCCACGCCCAGAGACUGCUAGCACUGUUGCUGCUUGCCGUCGUGCCGGUAUUCGGUUUUUCAUGGUCACUGGUGACUUUGGUCUGACUGCUGCUGCAAUUGCCCGGGACAUCGGUAUCUUCGAUGGCACAGCUGAGCCCGACACCAUUGACGACCUGCGCGACUUUAGUGACGAAGGCAAGAACUCCCACUCCCGCCACAGUCUGCUCCUUGAGGGAACCAGCCUUUCUUCUCUGACUCAGGAUGAAUGGUCGACGGUGUGUGGCUAUGACGAGAUUGUCUUUGCUCGUACCAGCCCGGAACAAAAGUUGCGCAUCGUGUCUGAAUUCCAAGCCAAGGGCAACUAUGUUGCAGUGACUGGCGACGGUGUCAACGACGCCCCUGCUCUGCGUGCUGCCAAUGUUGGUGUUGCCAUCGGUGGUGGUAGCGACGUGGCCAUUGAAGCUGCCGACCUCGUCUUGCUGGACCGGUUUGACUCCAUCGUCGAAGCCAUCCGUCUGGGUCGCCUUGUGUUCCAGAAUUUGCAAAAGGUCAUUGCCUACCUGCUCCCCGCCGGUAGUUGGUCCGAGAUCUGGCCCGUGCUCAUGAAUGUCUUCUUUGGUAUCCCAUCCCCACUGAGCUCUUUCCUCAUGAUCAUCAUCUGUGUCUUUACCGAUCUCUUCCUCUCCCUCUCCCUGAUCAUGGAAAAGGAAGAAUUCGACCUCCUCAGCAUUCCUCCCCGCGACCCCAAGAAGGAUCACCUCAUCAACAUGCGCAUCUACGGCCAAUCAUACCUCUUUGUCGGUGUCAUGGAAGCUUUUAGCGCCCAUGCCAUGUUCUUCCUCUACAUGUGGAAAGCAGCCGGCAUCCCCUUCUCCGAUCUGGUCUUCGCCUUUGAAAAAUACACCGACGGCUUCCACGGAUACACGCAAGACGAGCUCACUCACUUCAACAACGUCGGUCAAUGUGUCUACUUUGUCUCACUGGUCAUCAUGCAAUGGGGCAACAUUCUCUCCGUCCGCAGCAAGCGCAUGUCCCUGCUCCAGGCUGAUCCUAUCCGCCCCGCUCGCCGCAACCCAUGGCUUCCUCUGGCUAUGCUGAUCUCGCUUGUCAUUGCCAUCUUCGUCACUGAAGUUCCCGGCAUCCAGUCGCUCUUUGGCACGGCCUCCGUUCCCAUCCAGUAUUGGUUUAUCCCGCUGGGUCUGGCCCUUGGUAUCCUCGUUAUGGACGAGCUACGCAAGGUGCUGGUGCGCCAGUUCCCUAAGGGUAUUGUUUCCCGGAUCUCGUGGUAG